Messenger RNA from Staurois parvus, 343 nucleotides. NCBI's taxonomy places the organism in Eukaryota, Metazoa, Chordata, Amphibia, Anura, Ranidae. The record is from the annotation of a GenBank genome assembly.
CCUCUUAUCUCCUGAUAAGACAUAUCGUGUGGAGACACUGCACAUGCUCAGUUUAGUGUGCAUUAGAGAGGUUUUUUUUUUCUAUUUGGAGAGUGCAUGUGAUCAGCACAGGGCCAAUCAACACUGUCCAGAUAGAGGUCAGGGGUUCUGCAUCCUCCUAGAGCAGAAAGAAAACUCCAGUUACAAGCUUUAACCAGUGUUCAGCUGAACACUGAUAGAAGUCACACGACCGCUCUAACUGCUGAUAAGAAAAGGUAUUUAGCGGUUUAUAUUUACUAAAAUAAUUGCAUUUCCAUGUUCUGUGUACUGUGGGAGACCAGAUAUAGUGCAUGCAGGGUCCUGG